Molecule: messenger RNA, 2134 nt
Organism: Pollicipes pollicipes
Lineage: Eukaryota; Metazoa; Arthropoda; Thecostraca; Pollicipedomorpha; Pollicipedidae
Product: sphingomyelin phosphodiesterase
Exons: 7
Coding region: 40-1104 (354 amino acids)
Biological process (GO): ceramide biosynthetic process; sphingomyelin catabolic process
Cellular component (GO): lysosome
Molecular function (GO): acid sphingomyelin phosphodiesterase activity
Source: RefSeq, a predicted model, not a curated record
CCUGUCUGUGUGUGCCGCCAGAGUGAUCUGGAGUACAUCAUGUGGACGGGCGACAACGCGCCCCACGACAGCUGGAAAACGUCCCGUCGCGAUGUGCUCAACGCCACGGAGCACGUGACGUCACUGCUGCGUCACCACUUCCCAGGCGUGGCCGUGUUUCCGGUGGUAGGGAACCACGACAGCGCUCCCACCAACUACUUCCCGCCGCUCGAUGUUGAGAAGCACAACUUCAGCAUGUCCGGGAUGUAUCAUGACUUCGCUAAGCUGUGGAGGCCGUGGCUACCCACUGCAGCCCUGAAGACACUGCGCCGGUCCGGGUUCUACUCCGUGCGGGUCCGACCCGGGUUCCGAAUCAUCGUUCUCAACACAAACGUGGCCUAUCGGUAUAACAUGUGGGUGCUGCUGACUGCACGCACCGACCCGCACCACCAGCUCAAAUGGCUGGCCGGAGUCCUGCGCUCGGCCAGGUCCAGCGGGGAGCGGUGUCACGUGAUAGGUCACGUGUCGCCCGCCGACCCAGACAUUCUGCCCGCCUGGAGCCACCUGUACCACGAGAUCAUCAGAAGUUACCAAGAUGUGGUGACAGCGCAAUUCUUCUCACAUACGCACCUGAACGAGAUCCAAGUGUACAAAGACCACAAAGACAGACCAUUUUCAGUAUCGUAUGUGUCUCCAUCUCUGACGCCGUGGAAAAAUGUCAACCCAGGCUAUCGGAUAUACACGAUAGAUGGCGCCAGAGGAAACCAUUCCAGCUGGGAGGUGGUGGACUACGAAAGGUGGACGGCCGACCUGGCCGAUGCCAACCGGGAGCCGGCGGAAGGUCCACGGUGGCGGCGCCAGGCGUCGGCAGCCCGCCGCUACCGUCUGCAGAACCUCUCGCCCCGCCGCUGGAGCCGCAUGGUCAACAAGAUGCUGCUCACUGGCAAGAUGUUCAACAGAUACCACAGGGACCAGAGCGGGGCUGCUCGUGUGCGGGGUCCCUGCGACAUCGCCUGUCGUCUGCGCACCGUCUGCGGCAUGGUCACCACCGACCGCACCAGCACGCUGCACUGCGACAUCGUCCGCCUGCUCCACCGGAUGGGCACGGCCGUCGGUCUCAGCUGAGCGCCGACUGCCGGCCGUCUUCUACCGACUGGACACUGACCUACCGGCCGUCUCGCGCCGCCUGGACACUGACCACCGGCCGUCUCGCGCCGCCUGGACACUGACCACCGGCUGUCUCGCGCCGCCUGGACACUGACCACCGGCCGUCUCGAUGACUGGAUGCUGGCCGUCAGUCGCGGGCUGUUGGGCGCAGGCGCGGGACAUGCCCUCGGCGCGCUGUCCACCGUCAGAACCGGCGGUGUUCCGUUGGACCGGCGAUGCCGAAUGGACUGACCGAUGCUGCGUGGUGGCUGCUCACAGUGUUCAACCUGAAGGACGUAGAUCCACCAAUAUGCUGUGUUGUGCUAGUUACAGUCGCAGCGAGCGGCGUAGGCGCCUGUCGGCUCAGGGGACGCCACCGAGAGCCGUGUGGCCGCCUGCCGGCUCGUGGGGCGCCGCCACGAACCCCGUGAAUGUCUGUGGGCUCAAGGGACGUCUUCCCCAUCUCCAGCCGCCACCUCUUGCUUUCCAAUGGUCCUCUGAAAUCUUGACUUCACUCUUGUCCCCAUGCAUGCAGGACCAGUGCAUGAUACGAUCACCAGACUAGUGGCUCAGCAUCAAUGUUACGCGUUGCGGAUCUGUGGGCGGAAGCCUCCUCUACAUCAGCUUCAAUAUCCACUGUGAUGUGUUUGUUGUGUUGGAGGAUGCUUCCUAAAAUCACGUGUGUCUCCUUCUAGAAGGAAUGCAGUUGUUAAUUUUCAUGUACCAAUGUGAUUCAUUUUACGCGGGAUGGCUCUUAUACCCCGCCGAUACACCGCGAUUUUCAGUCGAGGGCACCGACCGCUUGCAGUGUUGGCAGAGGAGUCCCUGCCGCUCGCGGACGGGGUUUGAAGCGACUGAGACUGGGACCGCGCGAUCGUCGUGCAUGGCGUGUUGCCUGAAGGGCUCGGCGCACGUCCCAUGUCACCAUGCUGAAAACCAAACAAUGUGUUGCACAAUAAAGGCCAAGAACGGGCGCCGAGGCGAUACCGGGCUAUGUCGGCCGAUAUCA